UGUGAUUUAGACGAUUACAAAAAAGAAUGCUAGCGGCUGCAGUCGAAAAAUUUAAAUAACAAAAAAUAAAAAAUGGAAUGGGGUUAAAGUCCAAAAAUAAUCAACACAUUCAAAAGACUCCAACCAGACUGACUAGCUAGAUACUUAAUACUAGAUAGAUAGAUCAGUAGAUCUAGUAUCUAGAAUUUACUAAAUUCUUGGACUUAAUUCUAGACACUAUAGAAUACUAUAGAUUAUACUCAUUAUAGAUAUAGUGAUAUAGUAACAACAACCAACAAGAACACUGAACAUGUCUAUAGAUAUUGGACUGCGAUCAGCGAUAGAAUACAUUGUUACUCGUCCUGCAUUUUUGGUUGCAGGCUUCCUAUUUUACGUGGUGCUUUAUCUCAUAUCUGUCACUUUCUUUGGAAAGAAAUAUGGCAAAAAUCCCUUCACUAAAGAUUAUAGACGUCCGCCUGAGCCUUUUGUUCAUGACACUAAGGCUCGAGAAGAUGUGCUAAAGCAGAGAUUUAAGGCAUCCCUAGUGCCUCAAAACUUAGAUGCCAUCAUCAUUGGCAGUGGAGUGGGUGGCCUAUCAGCAGGUGUCUUACUAAGUCGAGCAGGAUGCAAGGUUUUAGUACUAGAGCAACAUGACCAGGCUGGAGGCUGCUGCCACACUUUUGUGGAAAAAGGAUUUGAAUUUGACACAGGUAUUCACUACAUUGGAAAUAUGCACAAUGGAUCAGUUGAUCGUGUUUUGCUUGACCAGGUAACAGGUGGUCAGUUAAGAUGGGCUCCAAUGGAUAAUGAGUUUGAUCAGGUUGCUAUGGGAGAUCCAGCAAAUGCUAAAUUGUUCAAAAUGAAGGCUGGUGAGAAAGAGUACGUCCAAAAUCUGAUCAAUCUCUUCCCUCAAGAAAAAGAUGCUAUACUCAAAUAUAUGGAGCUUAUUAAGGAUGCAAGCUCAUCUUUUUAUGGUAUUGUCAUGUUGAAAGUGCUACCCAAGAUCCUGGUUCGCUUCUUGGUGGUAACAGGCCUGUACAAAAUAGUAUUUAGAUGCUAUAGGAAAAGGUACGCUGAGAAAACACUACAGGAAUUUCUGGAUGAGCUGACUAGCAACAAGGAGCUCAAGCUGGUUUUGUCAUACAUAUGUGGAGAUUAUGGUAUAUUUCCUAAAGACGUGCCAUUUUUUCUUCAUGCUAUAUUAAUCACACACUACCAGAAGGGAGCCUAUUACCCCAGGGCUGGAACCUCUGAAAUUCCAUUUCACAUGAUCCAGUCUAUUGAGAAAGAGGGAGGGAAAGUUCUGGUCCAGGCUCCAGUGACUAAAAUUUUGUGUGACGAGAAGGGCAGGGCUGUUGGUGUCAGAGUUGGAAAAAAUGAAAUGGAUGUGUUUGCUAGAUAUAUCAUAUCUGAUGCAGGUGUUGUAAACACAUUCAAAACAUUGUUGCCAGAAAGUGUUGCCAGAUCUUCUUGUAUAUAUCCAUUGAUCGAAAAAGUUGGACCCAGUUGUUCUUUCAUUACUGCAUUUAUUGGAGUAGAGGGCAGCCCAAGUGAACUCAAAUUGCCUGCUGGAAACACAUGGGUUUACAAUACUGAUGACAUCAAUAAAACCAUGUCAGAAUUUUUGAAUUUGAAAGCUGAUGAAAUGGAAGAUGUUCAAAUACCAUUUGGUUACAUUUCUUUCCCAUCAGCCAAGGAUACCGAAUGGGAAAAAAAACAUCCUGGAAAGAGUUCUGUCUUAGUAAUUACAUUGGCCAACUGGGAUUGGUUCAAGGAAUGGAAAGAUGAAAAACUACGCCACAGGGGAGAUCGUUAUGAAGGAAUAAAAGAUAUCAUAGGACGUCAGCUAUGGCAACAAUGUGUUGAUCUGUUUCCUCAACUUGAUGGAAAGAAAGUUUAUAUGGAAGUAGGAACACCAGUGACCAACCAGUAUUACCUAGCGGCCCCUCAAGGGGAAAUGUAUGGCCUAGCACAAGGGAAAGCUAGGUUUACAGCAGAUGUGGCAAGCAAACUGAGGCCUGAUACAGAUAUACCAGGCUUGUUUUUAACUGGUCAAGACACAAUGACCUGUGGAUUUACCUCUGCUCUUACCAUGGGCUUGGUGUGUGCAUCACAAAUUUUAAACAGAAACCUGUACUCUGACCUUUUGAAGAUCAGAAAGCAAGUGAAGAAGAUUGAUGACUUGACAAAAAUUAAAAGUGAUUAACAGUUCCUCUAUUAGGAACAUUUACUUCAAUUCUUAGACAUUAACUGAUUAAAACUUGAAAAUUUUGAUGUAAUUAUGCAUGUUCAAGAGAUUCAAAAUGAUUUACUAAUUAUGGUAGACAUAUUUUAUUUUGGACUGCAUAUAAAUUUUUUUAAAAGUGCUGUUAAAGAUAUUAGGAAUAAUGAAAAGUUUUUACAUUUAAUGUGGCAUAAAAAGUUGGAUUGCCAUUCCAAAACAUAAGAAUUCAUUUAUAAACGUCAUUCAAAUAUGUUAGUUAAUUGACCUUUUAAAAUCAAUUAUAAACUAUUUUCUUACUUGUAUCUGCUUUAGCCUAACUAUUCUAGUAACAAAAUUAACUUUUAAAUAACUUUUUAGUGUUGCCCUUAUAAUUUUGUAUUGUUGAAUACAGGUAUGAUAUAAUAUUUGCUUAUGCCCUAUUGUUGUCAUUCCAAACCUCCUAACUAUAACUUCCUACUAAUGGAUGUGUUUAAACUUUGUAAAAUAAAAAAAUGUUACAUUUUUUUUUACAUUAAACAUUACUUAUUUAUUUCAA
This is a messenger RNA of Physella acuta, 2738 nucleotides long. RefSeq names its product all-trans-retinol 13,14-reductase-like. The record is from RefSeq and is a predicted model, not a curated record. NCBI's taxonomy places the organism in Eukaryota, Metazoa, Mollusca, Gastropoda, Physidae.